GAGAGACAAGGGGAGAGAAGGGCAAUAACUCAUUAGAAGAAGCUCUGUGUGCAUUCUGCUAUUUGGCACACAUCUACAAGAAAGUUUCUUCAGAGUGCAGAGAAACCUGUGAACGGUCGGAAUAUUAUAAGUCUUUCCUUGAGAUGUCAGUCAAGAGCUUCAGUACAGUCACAGUCACUACUGUGCUUAUUUUCUUCCUAAAGAUACAACUCUCAGUGCAAGCGCCGUUGAAUGGGUCAAAAUGGUCUUAUAUUGGUCCCGAUGGAGAGAAGGCCUGGCCAAAGAAAUACCCAUUUUGCGGAGGAGUUUUCCAAUCGCCAAUAGAUUUCCACAAAGAUAUUCUCCAGUAUGAUUCUAAUCUCUUGCCUUUAGAAUUCAUAGGCUAUAACGUGCCCUCCACUGACCACUUCACAUUGAUCAAUAAUGGUCAUUCAGUGAAAAUGUAUCUGUCGCCUACUAUGUACAUCAGAAACCUCCCAUUUGAAUACACAGCAUCUCAACUUCACCUGCACUGGGGAAACAGAAACAAGUCAGAAGGCUCCGAGCACACAGUCAGUGGGAAGCAUUUUGCAGCAGAGCUGCAUAUUGUACAUUACAACUCUGAGAAAUAUCCAGAUGUAACAGCAGCAAUGGACAAAUCUGACGGACUGGCGGUUUUGGCUAUUCUUCUUGAGAUUGGACCCUUCAACCCAUUCUACGAAAAGAUCUUCAGGCACUUCCGGAAUGUGAAAUACAAGGAUCAGAUGGUCCAAGUCCCUGGUUUCAAUGUUCGAGAACUGCUUCCUGACAGACUGGAUGAGUAUUAUCGCUAUGAAGGAUCCUUGACAACUCCUCCUUGCUACCCUAGUGUUCUCUGGACAGUUUUCCGACACCCCGUUAAAAUUUCACAAGAGCAGUUAUUGGCACUGGAAACAGCCAUGUACUGCACAGAGAGUGAUGACCCAGAACCACUGGAAAUGGUCGACAACUUCCGAAAUGUUCAGGAAUUUCAUGAAAGGCUGGUUUUUAUCUCCUUCCGUGAAGGUUUUGUUGUUUCUGUUGUGACAGGCUGCAUUCUGGGAGUUCUCAUCAUUCUUGCAGUAGCCUUCUGGCUACUGAAGAGGAAAAGCUGCAAAAAGGGAGGUGAAGACAACAGAGGAGUCAUCUACAAGCCAGGCACGUACAAGGAGGACAAAGACAUCUCCAAACUUUGAUGCCCUGCUCUGCCACAACAGCCCCUUUUCAUUCAUUGCACUGAUUUAUUUUGCAUUGGUGGAACACAUCUCUUGUUCUUGGCUAAUGAUAAGAGUGUUCUGAAAACA
Molecule: messenger RNA, 1301 nt
Organism: Calidris pugnax (ruff)
Lineage: Eukaryota; Metazoa; Chordata; Aves; Charadriiformes; Scolopacidae
Gene: CA12
Product: carbonic anhydrase XII
Exons: 10
Coding region: 144-1193 (349 amino acids)
Cellular component (GO): plasma membrane
Molecular function (GO): zinc ion binding; carbonate dehydratase activity
Source: RefSeq, a predicted model, not a curated record